Molecule: messenger RNA, 290 nt
Organism: Scutellospora calospora
Lineage: Eukaryota; Fungi; Glomeromycota; Glomeromycetes; Diversisporales; Gigasporaceae
Source: the annotation of a GenBank genome assembly
UUCCUCAAACAACAAAAACACCAUCACUUCUGAGCAAAAAGUCAACAACUGGGCAGACAAAGUCGAAGUAGAAAUACUUGACAAAGGCAAAAACAAGCAAAUAGACUAUGCAGAGGCCUCUUCAAGCAAAAACAACGAAAGCUCUACCUCUUCUCCAGAAAAAGAAACAACAAAACAAUACGUGAACUACAAUAUAAACAAAAGUCACGUGAGGGAGCCAAUUAGCUCAAGUGCAGAAACUAUAACUAAAACUAAGCCACUUGACUUUACAGAUAGCCUCGAAACUAACA